Molecule: messenger RNA, 456 nt
Organism: Tarenaya hassleriana
Lineage: Eukaryota; Viridiplantae; Streptophyta; Magnoliopsida; Brassicales; Cleomaceae
Exons: 3
Source: RefSeq, a predicted model, not a curated record
CAUAGGUUACUUCGUAAUCGGAUUACUGUCGAGAGACGGCGGAAUUUGUCAGCUAAUUUUUCAAACGAUGGAUGCGUAGAAUCUCUUCUUCUUCUUCAAAGACCGAAGCUUCCAAUUCUAAUUUCAAUUUCCUCUUUUCCGGUCUUUUCAAUGGCGUCCACUUUUUCGGGUUGACCCGCUUCUUCUCAUCUUCCCCAUAUCAUCCCUCUCGCCCGUUUCUUCCGCUUCCCAAAUUCUCCACUUUCGUCUGUUGCAUCGUCGUGGUUGAAUUUCAGAAAGAUUUUCGUUUUGCAAGUAUGAGCGGUGUUUCCAAGAUAGUGUCUUCAAAUGAAAUUGAGAAAUCUUCGACUCAGGAGGAGCAUUUGGAUAAGAUUAAUGAAGUCAGGAGAUCACUUGGUACGCUGCCUGAGAAGUUAUCCAUCUACUCAUCGGAUUCGGCCAUUUCUCGAUAUUUAC